AUGCCUUUGCUGUUCAAGUUGGGCAACGUGUCGAAUCCACUGACUUUGGCCGCUGACAACUUCGACGUCACUUUCCAAAGUUAUUCGACAACACCAGAUGCUGGCCUUGACGACAGCCACAAUGUAGUGCCACCGAUCAUUCAUAACAUCUUCAUUGGCAACAACGCUACGCUACGACCGUCAUGGGAGGUUGCCCGAGCGAGCUGCAGGAAGCAGCAUCCCGGCUACACGUUUGAAUUCUGGGAUGAAGACCGCGCGCAGGACUUUGUUCAACGACAGUUCCCUGCAGUGUGGCCCAUGUGGAGAGACUAUGAGUUCAGCAUUCAGAAGGCUGACAGUUUGCGGUACAUGAUCUUGUACUAUUAUGGGGGCAUCUUCAUGGACAUGGACCUCAACUGCGAACGCCCAUUGACACCGCUCCGUCAAUUCGACUUUAUCGCUGCUGCUGCCCAUCCCGCCGGCGUGUCGAAUGGCUUCAUCAUGGCCAAGCCUCGCCUGCCCUUCCUGGGUCAAGUCAUCCAGCGUCUGGAAGCCUUUGACCUCUCAUGGUUCGGCCUGCCAUAUGCCACCGUCAGCUUCAGCACAGGAUGCCACUUCCUAUCAACAAUGUACGCAACCACGACCCUCCCACGCACGAACCUCCGCGUCCUCCAAGGCCCACCGUCGCAGCCACGCAUGCAUCAGCUCAACGGCAACGCCAGCACCCCGAUCUUUCGCCACCUUGGAUCCUCUUCGUGGCACUCCUGGGACGCCGCCUUCUUCAAAUUAUUCCGACAUCCCUCGCAGGCCGCUGGCGGACUGCUGGCCAACGCGCGCGACGCUAAAUGUGCAACGUUGGGCUUGGUGCCGUUAUUGGGCAUUGUAGGUGCUAUGGUGUUAGUGCUGAAGGUUGUGUACAAGGCUGUGCGGCGGCGGAGACUGUUGGUAGGAAAGCACGGUUUAUCAGGGGGCGACUUGAGAAGGAGUAAGGAAGAUGUGGUUUGA
Messenger RNA from Cyphellophora attinorum, 984 nucleotides. Its product is annotated as Inositol phosphoceramide mannosyltransferase 1. Lineage: Eukaryota; Fungi; Ascomycota; Eurotiomycetes; Chaetothyriales; Cyphellophoraceae. The record is from RefSeq and is a predicted model, not a curated record. The transcript has 3 exons. Gene Ontology annotation, biological process: mannosyl-inositol phosphorylceramide biosynthetic process. Gene Ontology annotation, molecular function: mannosyltransferase activity. The coding region runs from base 1 to 984 and encodes 327 amino acids.